Cydia splendana is the source of this 4487-nucleotide messenger RNA. Its product is annotated as myogenesis-regulating glycosidase. Bases 140 to 2965 code for a protein of 941 amino acids. Gene Ontology annotation, biological process: carbohydrate metabolic process. The record is from RefSeq and is a predicted model, not a curated record. The transcript is spliced from 12 exons. Gene Ontology annotation, molecular function: hydrolase activity, hydrolyzing O-glycosyl compounds. Lineage: Eukaryota; Metazoa; Arthropoda; Insecta; Lepidoptera; Tortricidae.
GUGAUGCGCGCGCUCGGACUCGCGCGGGUUCUGAUUUUACCGGUCAGUGGAGCAGUUAAACUAAAGACGAGCAGUUAACUAAAGUGAUGUGAAGUUGACAACGGACUCAAAUAAGGUUACUGCUGUAUGAAAUACCAACAUGGACGGCCAACCAGAAAUAGCAAAAGGCCUCAACUCCCCCGAACUCAAAAGAAACAAAGAAAUCCCUUUCGCGGACGAUUUCAUCGAACUUGACCAUGUCAGGCCAGGAGAACCAAUUCGACCAAAACGAGAAACCAAAGAAAUACAUGCUACCGACUUAGGAGAAGUACAUUCUUCACCAGACAGUGAUACUAUAGUAGUUAAUACACCUGAAGGAACACUUUAUAUAACUUUAGAACCAGAUUCAAGCAAAUCUAGUAGAGUUAAUAGUCCGAGCACGCAAUCGACUGAUCUCACGUCGCCUAGUACUUCUAAAGCUGCCGAAGAGUCUAUGGCUUUGAUACAGAAUGAGAAGGAUAUAGAAGCGGAACAGAGACGGGCGAAUUUGAGGAGGAAUUCGAUUUCGAUGCCGACGCUUCAGAAUUUGGAGUUAGAGGUGCUGAGGCAGCAGUAUCUACAGAAUCCGCAGGAUCAGAUUCCGGAGCACCAUCAGAGCUCAGCGUCAGGGUUCAGCGAUGGCGAUGGCGACGCGCAGGCAGACCACAACGAGACGGAAGAUGAUAGAGUCAAAGCACCGCUCCGCUCCCCACGCCGCAAGCGCCGCGGACGCAGCGAAUUCAGCAUGGACGACGAUGACUACUCACCGAACAACUCUGUCGUAUCCGUCAACUCAUUGGCUAGUCUGCUACGGGAAAAGUUGCAAAGCAUCCCUCAAAAGAUCCGCAAGAAGCCGACCGACUACAAGCUCCGCGCGUUCGUCGGUCUCAUGUUCUUAGCUGUUGUGUUCUUUGUCGGCUUCGCGUACGUGCUGUACCAUCAGCAGGCUAGUAGCCAGGCAUACUUCGACGCAGUGCAAUUCAACGAGCCGAAGAGGUUGCUGAGAAUUCAUAGUGCUGAUGACAAUGAGAUACUCAGGGCUAGUCUUGCGGUAAAUUUACCAGCCAAGCAGAAGGCGUUCCCCUGCCUACCAGCGCACCGUCGUGUAGGCUCCGAGUGUCUCGAAUGGCAACAGUCCGCUCGCUUCUACCUCAAGUGCCUGCCCCACGACCCUGGCUUAGAUAACACUACGUGCUACUCGGUUGAGUGGCAGGCGCUUCGUCAUGACGUCUAUCCCACCGACUGCUUUGACUGGAGCGAAACGAAAACCAACUGGUACGGCGGUGGACAAGCGUCCAACCUCUCUUGGCCUCUCAACAACGGAACCAUUGACUACACUCCCUUUAUCACCGGGAACAUACAGAAAUCACAGUUUGGAAACGUCCUCACCAGAUACCUUAUCAACUCUAAAGGUGCAGCCGUCAUUAUUGACGAAGAAACUCCAUUACAUAUCGCAAUCAAUAAAGGAAUCAAACAAAUAUGCAUCAAAGCACAGCAUGAUAACUUCGCAUACGCCAACAAACUCACAGAAUUCCCUGAGAUGAAGUACAACAUAUGCACUUCAAGAGACAUGAAAUCGUUGCAUUCUUCAAUACAUAAUCACCAAAGAGCGCCUUUGUGGGAUGGUCUCAAACCAGCAGAUAUGAUGACCUUGGAGUCUUUGAUAACUGAACCAGUCUGGCAAAUAGCGCCAAGGUUCAAGCAUGAACUGCAAGCAGAAACCAUUUCAAAAUACACCGAAGAUGUUAUUAAUCUAGGCUUCCUAAAACAAGGGCAUGUUUUGAUCAACGAAUAUUGGCAGAACGAGAUAGGUGAUCUAACUGUCGAUACGAGUAGAUUUGAAACCUUAAAUAUAACUGUAGAUAAACUACAUAGAAGAGGUUUUAAAGUAGCGUUCACGAUCCAGCCCUUCAUAAGCACGGAGAGUAAGAAUUUCGCUGAAUGUGUGCAAAAGAGACUGUUAGUUAGUGAGCGAGAAAGCGAUAGGAGAAUACCAGCCUUAACCAGAUUUAAAUCUUUAGCGAGCGCUGGCAUGCUAGACAUAACUAAUAACAGAACAGUUCCAUGGUUCACGGAAAAGAUUCAAGCUGUUAUAGACAAAUAUCACAUUGAUUCCUUCUACUUAGACCUAGGUACAGCCUACGAUAUGCCAAUGUACUAUCAAUGUGAAAAGCGAUUGAUUAACCCUGAUCAAUACAAGACCAUUUUCACGAAGACUUUUGAGAAAUCACUAAACAUAAUCGGAGUGUCAGGUGCCGUGUCGCUACCGAGACCGCCGAUCUUUGUGUCACUACCGCCUUUUGAGUCGACUUGGGAAGCGUUACGCUCGGUCAUACCGACGAUGCUGACUUAUGGCAUUAGUGGGUAUCCGUUCAUCAUGCCUGGAGCUGUGGGUGGAGACAUCUACUGGCCGGGUAGCGAACAGUUCCUGCCUUCUUCUAAAGGAUUAUUAGAGUCAAACGCAACAAGCACAGAAACCAAGAAGCUUCCAGAAGUGGAAUUAUACAUGCGCUGGCUACAGAUGGCGACGUUCUUGCCCGUGAUGAAGUUCACACAUCUUCCCAGCAAGUACAAUGAUGAGAAGGUGUUGGAGAUGGCGAAGAACUUGACCACGCUUAGGCAGAAGACGAUAACCCCUCUCCUCCUAAAAUACAAACGCGAAGCUCUAGAAGAAGGUUUACCUCUAAUUAGACCUCUAUGGCUGGUGACCGGUGGUGACCCCUUGCUGGUGGUAAAGGACGAGUUCGCGAUCGGAGACGACAUCGUGGUGGCUCCCGUUCUUUAUCCGGGACAGACUACUAGAGAAGUAUACCUCCCAGCGGGCCUUUGGGAAGACGGUAUCGACGGCUCCAUGCGCAAGGGCAGCCGCUGGAUGCACGAGUAUCGAGUACCUAUCAACCGCGUCGCCUACUUCAAACGGUUACCCAGCGAUUUGCGUUUUCGGUAGCCCUAUUUAAAGACAACUGAUUGCAGCCUUUAUGCUGUUAAAAUAAGGUUUAUUUUUGUCAGUUUAGAGACCCCACACACUAGUGUCUUUUGAGUUUCACUCGUAGUUGCGCCAACGUUGCGUCGAGCAGCAGCCAUAGAGUUAGAGUUGACUAGACGCCGUCACUCGCGAGACGCUAGUGUAAGGGCUAUUUUAACAACUACUUGCGUUGAGUUGACUUUACUUCGCGACAGUAAGCUUUACAUUGGUCAGUCUAUACAAAGCUGUUAGAUACAAGAGUACAGAGUGAGAUUUAAGUGCGUUUUUUGUCAAUUAUUGACGACCUCGUUGUGCUUUUCUUCGCUAUACUGCAACUUGAACAGCACUUUGUGAGAUAUGUCAGUGUCAAAUGUGACGUUUCUUCAAAUAAAAACGUCACUUUUCACACUGACACAUUUAAUCUAUAUCGUUUCUAGAUCUUUUAAUUGACGUAUCUUAAAGUACGAAUCGGGCCGAUUGAAAGAUGUUGAUGUCUCAUCUCCUACACUGCCAAUUGUGUAAAAAUGAAAUGCAAUGCUCUUGUAUUGCAUAAUCAAAGUAAUUUAUAUCUAUUUAUAUUUAUAAUCCUCAAAGUAAUUUGUAUUACUUAAUUAGGUUCUUGUAAUUUACCUCUUUCUGUACUUUCAUUUAAAUUGACUUACACAAAAAUUUAAACUCUAUUAAGGUAAGUUAUGCCCAUGUUGACAAUUUAAAAUAUCGAUCAUAUUGAUUACUAAAUUGUUACGAGUUGAUACACGAUUAGCUGUAUAAUAGGGUCAUUGCGUCAAUUAACCGUCCAGUGCCUGUUUCCGUCCACUUGGAGUAGUUGCCACAAAUAUUUAUUGUGUAUAAUUAGAAGAAUUUUAAGAAUUCAAGAAUUGCGUAUAAUUUCAAUAUAUAGGUAGGUCGCAGACGUAGGGGUCUGAUUGUUUUAUAUUAAAAUUAUACACAAUUCUUUGUGGCAACUACGCCUAAGUGGACGGAAACAGGCACUGGACGGUGAACUGACGCAAUGACCAUAUAUAUAGUUCGCUCAAGAUUAAGGCUACAAAUCGGCAUGGACACACCUCGCUUUAAACAAGACAAAGACGUGGCAAGACACUAUUGACAAUGGCAAUUAAUAUUAAAUAAGUCCGUCCACAACGAAUGAUAUUCGACAAAUUAUUCGUGUCACCCUGUAAGUUGUGGUAGGUACCUACUUGAGGGGUAGGUAUUCUAUUUUUAAAAUCUGUUAAGGUUUUAAUAAUGAUACGAUACAAUCGCCUGCGCCUAUUCGUCCGCGCGAAAUUCACUGCGAGUUGUUUCAUGAUAGUUAUGACAGUAGUUAUUGUUGUUAUCAAAUUGUUAUGACAUAACAAUAACAAAUCAAGGUGAGAAUUUUAACUUUAAUUAGUCAACAGUCGUACUUGUCACGUUACUACCUUCGUCGUUGUAUUGGGGGUUAGCAUAUUUGAUAGUCAUAAGAUUUUUUCGAUCAUAUUCUUCUGUAUCUUCUAGUCUUUAU